This is a messenger RNA of Priapulus caudatus, 3766 nucleotides long. RefSeq names its product MAU2 chromatid cohesion factor homolog. Gene Ontology annotation, molecular function: protein binding; double-stranded DNA binding. Gene Ontology annotation, biological process: maintenance of mitotic sister chromatid cohesion; mitotic sister chromatid cohesion. Gene Ontology annotation, cellular component: chromatin; SMC loading complex. The record is from RefSeq and is a predicted model, not a curated record. Lineage: Eukaryota; Metazoa; Priapulida; Priapulimorpha; Priapulimorphida; Priapulidae. The transcript is spliced from 16 exons. Bases 18 to 1835 code for a protein of 605 amino acids.
GUAACAAGAAGACGAAGAUGGCGUCGAGUUUUCCUGUUCCACAACAACAAGGACAAGGAGAUGCUUGUUAUUUAGCUCUACUCGGGCUUGCGGAACAUUUUAGAACGUCCAGUCCACCGAACUAUAGACUAUGCAUCCAAUGUUUGCAGGGGAUACUUACUCUUACGCCACAUUCACGGAUAGAAGCUCGAACUCAUUUGCAACUAGGAAGUCUACUGUUUCACCACACGAAAAACAUAGAUCUCGCCAGAAAUCACCUGGAGAAAGCAUGGCAUCUUUCACAACCCAUGGCGUCAUUCGAUGAUGUUAAAUUUGAAGUGGCAAGUAUUUUAGCUGAGAUCUAUCAGCUACAGAACAUGGAGAACUUUUCUAAGGGUGUGCUCCGUAAAGCUGUAGAGAUCUCUCAACAAUCACAGUCUGCGUAUUGGCACUGCCGUCUGCUUUUUCAACUUGCUCAACUUCAUGCAGCAGAGAAAGACUAUAUCUCUGCUUGUGGACUGCUUGGAGUUGGGGUAGACUUUGCACACGUAGCUGGAGCAAUUUAUACCAGAAUACUGUUCAUGCUCAGUCGCGCAAUGGUAAUGAUAAUUGAUCACAAGCUGGCCGAGGUGGUGCAAGUGCUGACCGUGUCUGGUCAGUUGAUUGACCAGUGGAAUGGACCGCCGACUCAGAAGGAGUCACUGCGAGUGUUCUACCUGGUACUGCAGGUGUGCCAAUAUCUCAUGGUUGGCCAGGUAAAGAGCGUGAAGCCGUGCUUGAAGCAGCUGCAGCAGAGCAUCCUCAGCAUUACCUCGCUUCACACGGACGACGAUCCAUUGCCUAGCAACCCCGUCGAGAUGUUUCACUGGCUGCCGAAGGAGCACAUGUGUGUGCUCGUCUAUCUGGUGACUGUGAUGCAUUCGAUGCAAGCUGGCUACAUGGACAAAGCACAGAAGUACACAGAUAAGGCCCUGAUGCAGAUUGCCAAGCUUAAAAUGGUCGACUCCCAUCCGAUCCUCUCCACAUUCCAACUGAUGCUUCUGGAACACAUCAUCAUGUGUCGUCUGGUGAUGGGAAAUAAAACAAUGGCUGUACAAGAGAUUGUGCAGGCUUGCCAGCUAUGUCACCAGCAUCCGAACCUGAUGUCGACUCACCGGCCGCAGGUCCACACGCUGCUGGGUCUCUAUGCGAUGUCGAUGAACUGCAUGGAGGCAGCGGAGACGCAGUUCAACACUGCGCUGCGGUUGUCGACGGAGAACGAACUGUGGACGUUCAUCAACCUGAACCUGGCCAUUGUCUACCUGCGCACGAAUCGCGAGGCCGACCUCAUGGGCCUGCUGGAACGCAUCGACCCCGAACGCAUAGUCGCCAACUCCCACAGCAUCAAGGCAUCUGCUUACUACGUUCGGGGAUUGCAGUCCUUCUUCCAGGCUCGCUACAACGAGGCAAAGCGAUAUCUGCGUGAGACUCUGAAGAUGGCGAAUGCUGAGGAUCUGAACAGGCUCACGUCGUGCUCGCUGGUCCUUCUUGGACACAUAUUCCUCUCCAUCGGCAACAGCAGGGAGAGUGCGAACAUGGUGAACCCUGCUAUGCAGCUGGCGAGCAAGAUCCCCGACCUUCACGUUCAGCUGUGGGCGUCGGCCCUGCUUAAAGAUCUGUACCACCUGUGCGGCGAUCCGGUGCGGGAGAACGAGGGAUUCCAGCUGCACACAAACUUCUCCAACCUGCUGCUAGACGACUACUUUCAAUCGUCGCGUCUGCCUGCCCACAAUCUCAUCCAGUGGACGGAGGGCCCUUUUCCGAUCACAUCUUUUCCCCUCUCAUCAGCUGUGGGGCCAGGAGCUGAAAUUCUCUAGGGUGCUGUGUGCAUUUCUCAACAAGUUGUGGACAAGUGGAAUCCAGCCACAGAUGCAGAAACUAAUUUUUCUCCGUGUGGGAGAAACAUCUGAAACUUCAAAUUUUAUUUUUAAUGUGCACUGGAGUGAACUGUGUCGCGACAGGGUACUGAAUUUGUGUACAUAGUGUGUGACUUGUUUAAGUGUACGUGCAUAUUCGUAUGCAAACUCUCUGCUUGCUUUUUUUCUAAACAAAAUUAGGUCAGAUGUAUGUACUUAAGUUUUAAUUAGGAACUAGAAGCGAAUUUGUAAGCAUUUUUCUUUAGUAAUUUAUGAUUAUGCCAUAUUAGAUUUUAUGCUUGAUGAAGGAAGGUUGAAUGCGUGGUGAGUUGUCAGUGUGGUCAAGGUUGCAGAAUGUGGCUGCUUGUAUCCCAUUUGCGGCCAGCCGUCUACCGUGAGUUGAUAUCCGAAAUUUACCUGUGUAACGUCGUGGAGGUUGGUGUUUGUAGGUGUUCAUGUUUGUUACCACUCGGGUGUAACGAUUAUAACUAGGCCUUCGGCCCUGUGCAAUUGUGUAAACAAUACAAUAAUGUAUGCACGCGUUCUAGGACGGGGGCGUAGCAAUAUAUGAUGAGUGCACGAGAGGAAGAAAUCAUGAAGUGUAUGGAUACUAGAGUUUUACGUGCGAAAUCGGUUGCUAAGUUUUUAUUAGGCUAAGAAAAAACCCUACGAAUGGUUGUGAACAGUGCAUGAAAGGUUGUCAUAGAAAGUGCUGCCCUCUGCUGUAGAUGCUUGUCAAACGCAAUGUGUAGGUAAUGCUACCCGCAAUUUGCUACAGUAUCCUUGUACAUAAUCGUAUGACUCCAAGUUUAUUUUUCGUGUAAAUAAGUGCAAAUGUAAUCAUAAGUGGAUAUUUAAUUAUUGCAUCAAUUAGCAUGCUUUUCUGUAUGAUAGGAAAAUCAGCAUCUUCAUUAUGUGAGAUGACUAGCAGUAACAUAAAGGGUCGAUGAAAUCACUGGGUAAUUGUUUUAUCUUAUUUGAUGUAUUUACAUAUAUUAGAAAUCCUCAGUGCAUGAUAAUUUUAUCUGUCACGUAGAAACGUAGAAUGUGAUUGAGUGAUUCCCAUCGAUGAAAUACCAAAUCCUAUCGUUGAAGAUUCCAUCAAAAAAGGAAUUUUAAAUUCGUGACUGGCACCUUUUUAUUUGUUUUUAACAGUUCCUGAUAAUAAUUUGAACACAAUUGGCACGCUUUACCUAUGUCAUAUUCGUCGUUGGAAAUAGCACUAUAGCAUAUGUGACAGUGAAUGGAAAAACCUUGCGCAGUGAAAGCUACAAGUGGUUUGGCAAAUAUGCGUACUUCACUGAAGUUCACGUGUAUGCAUGUGCAGCGUACGUCGGCACACAGUUUUGAUGCUAACAUUCCCCGUUGUAGACUGUUGUAGUAACACUUGUUAGUUGGUUACGAAUUGCUUUGGUGGUUGUCGUUUGUUCGUGCACGAAAAAGAACGUUAGUUUCACUACCAGAGAGAGAGAAAAAAACAGAUGAAAACUUACUAAUUAGGCAGAUAUAUUUGUAUAUAAAUGCUAUCACGAUCGGGUUUAACAACUUAAAAGUAAUAAAGUUUUUCCCGCGCGAAUCUGCAUCAGUUUGUUUUCUUCAGCGUCCCAUCCACUCUAUGUUGCUCGCUCUCUCACGCGAAGAAAUUAUUGCCAGAGAAAGUUAGCGUGCGUGGAAAAGUGUGUGUGUGAGCAUGUGUGGAGAGAGCCAGUGCUCGUACGGGGCAGUACCUAACUAUGCAACACGCGUCGUCUGCGCUGAAGUUUGUAGAGUCGAGUAGUAGAGCGAUUGCGCGCCGCCGUUAACUCUCCUGUUAACGAGAGCAGAGUUAGCGCGCGAAACUUUUUACGAUGUAUUUACAUAAAAAUAAUAAUAAAUUCACUACUAACAGUAUA